Messenger RNA from Fusarium venenatum, 198 nucleotides. The record is from RefSeq and is a predicted model, not a curated record. NCBI's taxonomy places the organism in Eukaryota, Fungi, Ascomycota, Sordariomycetes, Hypocreales, Nectriaceae.
AUGUCUACCUACACCUACAUUAUUGAGACUUCACGAAUUACGCAUCUUGCCAAGAUGAUAGAAGUACUCGAAGAUAUCUAUGGCAGGGGUCAAUAUGGAGUGCACUGGCUAAAACCACAGGGUUGCCGAAUCAAAGUGACGACUCAUGACCCCAAGGCACCAUGGCAAAGACUAAGGGCCGAGGGUAUGUUUUCUUGA